AUGUUCGAGGCUAGGCUGCAACAGGCGGAUGUAUGGAAAAAGGUCAUUGACGCCAUCAAAGAGUUGGUGCAAGAGGCGACAAUCGACUGCUCUGACACUGGGAUUAGUCUUCAGGCAAUGGACAGUGCUCAUGUCAGUCUUGUUUCGCUCUUGAUGCGUAGCGACGGGUUUGAAACGUUCAGGUGCGACAGAAACAUGUCACUCGGUCUCAAUAUUACAAGUGCCGCAAAAAUUCUCCGAUGUGCCUCCUCUACUGAUUCAAUAACGUUGAAAGCCGGUGACAAGGCUGAUACAAUAACCUUUAUUUUUGAGUCCAAGAGUAAGGAGCGUUGUGCAUGGCUUACCUCUUUAGAUCAAGAGAAGGUUUCCGAAUUCGAGCUUAAACUUAUGGAUUUGGAUGUUGACCACCUUGGCAUUCCGGAAACUGACUAUAAGUGUGUUAUUCGAAUGCCUGCUUCGGAGCUUCAGAGAAUUUGCCGCGAUCUUGGGCAAAUCGGCGACUCUGUCGUUAUUACCGUUACCAAAGAUGGAGUCGGGUUUAGCUCCACUGGUGAUUUGGGGUCUGGGAAAAUCAAGCUUUCUCCAAGUGCCAACGCGGAUAAGCCGGAAGAGUCUAUCUCCAUAGAGAUGAGCGAGUCUCUCACUAUGACCUAUUCCUUGCACUACUUCAACAUCUUUACGAAGGCUGCGCCUUUGUCGAGCCAGGUGAUUCUAUCGCUCACCGCUGAUGUUCCUGCGGUUGUUGAAUUUCCAAUUGAGGAUCUGGGACACAUCCGCUACUAUCUUGCACCUAAGAUCGAGGAUGACGAGGCGUAA
Hydatigera taeniaeformis is the source of this 816-nucleotide messenger RNA. NCBI's taxonomy places the organism in Eukaryota, Metazoa, Platyhelminthes, Cestoda, Cyclophyllidea, Taeniidae. The record is from the annotation of a GenBank genome assembly.